UUUAUUUUAAUAAUAAAAAAAGGCCAAAGAAAUAUCUGAGCUUGUCCACAAAAGGUAGUAUAAAAUGCGAUAGUUCUACACAAAACGUUUGGGUUUUCCAGUGAGAGAAGCGCGGCUUACGGUUACGCGUGGAUUCAUUGCGUUCUGCGGGCUUACCUGGAACGAUAAUCUCUACUCGAUUGUAUACUGAAAUCUCACUCUACCUAGCCAUGGCUAUGGAGUCAUCUAUUGUGAUCAAGGUCAAGUAUGAAGAGACACUCAGACGGUUCAAUGCUUGUGUCAUUAAUGAGAAACUUGAUCUUGACAUUGGUGGAUUGAGAGACAAGAUUAUUCAACUUUUCAAUUUCGCUCAUGAUGCUGAACUCACACUAACAUAUAUCGAUGAGGAUGGGGAUGUAGUCACACUUGUUGAUGAUGAGGAUCUGCAGGAUGUUAUGAGGCAGGACCUGAAUCCCUUGAGAAUAUCUGCGAGGUUGAAUGCUGGCGAAAGAAGCGGCAGAGCUUCAGCUAGAUCUAGUGGAAAUUCUACCCCUUUACGAUCACCUCGGGUCCAGCCUCCAUUCCUAAACUUGAAUUCCCGUGUUUCUGACAUUCUCAAGUACAUUCCAGAACCUCUGCGUGAAUCUGUGAUGAAGGUCUGUUCUGAUAUGACUGCAUCAGCCUCAUCCUCUGCUCCCAUCCUUGCUGAGCUUGUUGAUGCUAUGUCUGAGAUGGGGCUAUCUUACUACCAAAAUCAGGCUUCAGCGUCUCAGCCUGUCAAAGAAGCUGGCUCCUGUAGUGGCAUAUCUAAAGGAAAUACUAUGAGUGCUGAUGGGGGAAUGCCAAAUGUCAAAAUUGGAGAGUCAUCCCCAAAGAAGAAUGGGCCUCUCACAGCAUUACAUGGUGAGCCAAAACCUAAGGCCUCCAAUGAAGCCGUAGAUGCCUCAGUCAAGCUAGUAUCUAAAUCAGAAACUUUGGAAGGUGAUCGAACCGAAGCUCUGUCAUCAUCAUUCAAAGGUUCUAAAGCUCAGACUUCGCUGGUAAACAGUUUGGAGAAGGAUAAGAAAUUUGAUGUUCGCAGUCUUGACGGAAGGACUAUUGGCUAUACAUAUGUGAGAAACUUACCUAUUCCACCAGAAAAGACUUCUGAUGAGCAGCCCAGCAAGGGACAUCCAGUAGCUAAGCCGGUUGAUUUGGGUGGCUCUGCAAGUUCUAGUAAAGUGAAACAAUGCAACUGGGAUUCCCCUAGUGCAGAUUCCAGUGGCAGUUCAAUCAACAUGCCUUAUGAUGGCUUCACUCCUUCACAUCUAGUUCACCUGAACACUGUAAAUGUUAAUGAUUCCCAUAAUGCAGGUUCCAGUGGCAGUUCAAUGAAGAUGCCGUAUGAUGGCUUCAGACCUGCUGUACGGCAUCUAUCUCCACUGAUUCCUGUGAAUGCGUGUCCGUUUUCUGGGGUGCCAACAGUAAAUAACCCUAUUCCACCUCAGAACUUCUCUUUUGAGGUCCCACUUAAAAGGAGCCAUAAUCACAGUGAUGGGACUGGGACUAUUUUCCAUAAAGGUGUUCGCUGUGAUGGUUGUGGGGUUCAUCCGAUAACUGGACCUAGGUUCAUAUCUAAAGUGAAGGAGAACUAUGAUCUCUGCAGCAUAUGUUUUGCUGAAAUGGGAAAUGAUGCUGAUUACAUCAGAAUGGAUCGUCCUCUAACUUACCCGAAUCCCUGGUCUUUCAAGGGUUUACAUGAUCUGCAUGGGAGGUUGCGUCCCCGUCCCCCAACUGUCCCACAAAUCAUUCGAGGCUUUGGGUUGAAAGCAGGUCGGCCGAAGCUGGACAGCCGCUUCAUACAGGAUGUCAAUGUCCUGGAUGGAACCAUCAUGGCCCCCUUGACUCAAUUUACCAAGAUCUGGAGAAUGAAGAACAAUGGUAAUCUCGUUUGGCCUCAAGGAACUCAACUUGUUUGGAUUGGCGGUGAUAAAUUAAGUGAUAGAUUCUCUGUUGAAUUAGAGAUAUCUACAGCUGGCUUGGCUGUUGACCAGGAGCUUGAUGUGGCGGUUGAUUUUACUGCUCCUGAGCAUCCUGGCAGGUACAUAUCCUACUGGAGGUUGGCUUCGGCUUCAGGACAGAAAUUUGGCCAGCGUGUAUGGGUGCUUAUCCAGGUCGAUGCUUUAUUAUGCCUGCCAAAAAAGGGGUUGGUCCAUGAAGCUUUUCAGGGGUUAAACUUGAAUUUACCUCCUGCCGGCAGUGGUGUGUCUGGACCUGAUAUUAUAAAUGUGAAUUCAGAACCUCAGAAUGUCCUUCCUGAGCCUAAGAGCUCCAGCACAAUGGAGUUGGUUGAUUCAGUGGCUGAAGUAAACCAAAACAAGGAGCAGGAGGCAAAGUUUCCAAUUAAUGAUAGCUUGUUAGUUGGUUUUGGUGACAAGUCAAGUUCUCCAUCUGCUUCUGGUUCACCAAUUUCAUAUCCAGUUAUUGAUUUAACUGAGAAACCAUCAGCGGACUCUUCCAUGCAACCAUCAGCUGCUGUAGCUAUGCAGACACCGCUCCAGGAUGCUAGAGGAAAUUUCGAAGUUGAGAUGUCUCUCCUCCAGGAGUUGGAGGAAAUGGGUUUCAAGCAGGUUGAUCUGAACAAAGAGAUCUUGAGGAAGAAUGAGUAUGAUUUGGAACAGUCAGUUGAUGAUCUCUGUGGUGUUGCUGAGUGGGAUCCUAUCCUUGAAGAGCUGAAGGAGAUGGGUUUUUGUGACAAGGAAAUGAACAAGAAGCUGCUGAAGAAGAACAACGGAAGCAUCAAGCGUGUUGUGAUGGAUCUUAUUGCUGGAGAGCAGUAGAAGAUAUUUAUAUAUAUAUGUAUGUCCUAUCGUGUGAUGGAUAGUUUGGUAUGAAUAAAUGGUAGGAUGCUACUGUGUGUCUACUAUGUUUUGGCUACUGUUCGUCGACUAUGAUGCGACAAACUCCUUUAAGUUAUGUCAUUACUUGAACUAGCUAUGUAAUAUAAUACUAUGGUAGUAGUCGUAUCUGGAAACAUGUGGUACGUAGUUUUUUAAUGAAUAUGAAUGUUUUUCUUCCUAA
This is a messenger RNA of Solanum stenotomum, 3039 nucleotides long. RefSeq names its product protein JOKA2. Gene Ontology annotation, molecular function: zinc ion binding; protein binding. The transcript is spliced from 8 exons. Bases 210 to 2798 code for a protein of 862 amino acids. NCBI's taxonomy places the organism in Eukaryota, Viridiplantae, Streptophyta, Magnoliopsida, Solanales, Solanaceae. The record is from RefSeq and is a predicted model, not a curated record.